AUGGAAGAUGUUAGCGCAACCUAUACAAUCGGUAAAGAGCUAGGUCGCGGUCAAUUUGGUGUGACGUAUCUUGUCACUCAUAAAACAACGCACCAACAGUUUGCUUACAAGUCAAUCGCGAUGCAGAAGCUGAUUAACAAGGAUGACAUCGACGAUGUCCGUCGAGAAGUCCAGAUCAUGCAUCACCUCACCGGACACCGUAACAUUGUCGAGCUCCAUGGCGCCUACGAGGAUCGACACUCUGUUAACCUAAUCAUGGAGUUGUGCGCCGCCGGGGAGCUAUCAAAAAUAAAUGUCACCCUUUUCAAUGAUCAAUAA
This is a messenger RNA of Lactuca virosa, 318 nucleotides long. The record is from the annotation of a GenBank genome assembly. Lineage: Eukaryota; Viridiplantae; Streptophyta; Magnoliopsida; Asterales; Asteraceae.